Camelina sativa (false flax) is the source of this 1302-nucleotide messenger RNA. NCBI's taxonomy places the organism in Eukaryota, Viridiplantae, Streptophyta, Magnoliopsida, Brassicales, Brassicaceae. The record is from RefSeq and is a predicted model, not a curated record.
AUGACUGAAAGAAUCGCAACUGAUGUUUCAAUUGAGUUGAUUAGUUCUGCCCCAUCAAACGAUUUCGACGAUUUAGUUGGAAUGAGAGCUCAUAUGGAAAAGAUUGAGCCGUUUUUAGGCUUAGACUCCGAUAAAGUAAGGAUGAUAGGGAUUUGGGGUCCGUCUGGAAUUGGCAAGAGCACUAUUGCUAGAUUUUUAUUUGAAGAAUACUCUCAUGAGUUCCAGCUUAGUGUUUUCAUGGAGAACACCAAAAGACGGUAUCCAAGACUUUGUCACGAUGAGUACAAUAUAAAACUGCAAUUACAAAAAGAGUUUUUGUCUCAAAUAAUAAACCAAGAUGAUAUUAAGAUUCAUCAUUUAGGAGUUGCAAAAGACAGAUUAAAGUACAAGAGAGUGCUUAUUGUUCUUGAUGAUGUGGAUCAGUCGGUGCAACUAGAUCCAAUGGCAAAAGAAAAUGGAUGGUUUGGUCCUGGAAGUCGGAUUAUAAUCACAACGCAAGAUAAAAGGCUUUUGAAUGCACAUGGAAUUAACCAUAUAUACGAGGUGGGGCUUCCAUCUGAUGUUGAGGCUCUCGAAAUCUUCUGCAUGUAUGCUUUUGGUCAAAAGUCUCCAUUUGAUGGUUUUGAGAAUCUUGCUUUGGAAGUUACAAAACGUUCUGGUAAGAUUCCUUUGGGACUAAAGGUUAUGGGAGCUUAUUUUAGAGGAAUGUCGAAGCAUGAGUGGAAAAAAGAACUACCAAGGUUACGGAAUAGCCUUGACGGAGAAAUUGAAAGUAUUUCGAAGUUUAGUUACGAUGCAUUACGUGAAGAAGACAAAGAUGUUUAUCUUUGUAUAGCAUGGUUUAUCAAAAAUGGAUGGAUUGAGAAAGUGGAAGAGCAUUUCCCAAAGAAUUUUGUUGAUGUGAGCCAAGGUCUUCACAUCUUAGCUGAGAAAUCUCUCAUAUCUAUUAGUUGGGGAUAUAUAUGGAUGCAUGAUUUGCUAGCACAUUUUGGUAGAAAGAUUGUUCGUAAACAAUCCAUUCAUGAACCUGGGCAAUGUCAACAUUUGGUUGAUGCUGGAGAGACUUGCCAAGUAUUGAAGAAUGAUACAACAGAUCCUCAAAACUCUAUGAUUCUCCAAGGAUCAUCUUCAAGACCCUUUGUUCCCUCAGCUCUAGUGGCGGAGGCACUUGCUAUGAAAGAUGCGAUUAGUGCAGCCAUAGCCUCGGGUGUAUCUAGGGUGGCCGCUCCUCAGGUUGUUGUCAAGAACUUGUUCUUUUUCUUCAAUCCCACGGUCAUACAAAUGAGCAAGAUGAUAUUUUAG